AUGAAGCCCGGGGAAAAUGGUGGACCGAGCACUUUGGGUCGUGAAGCAAAACCAGAAAAUUCGGGUGGUGAAGUGAGGCACAGCGGCUAUGGAACCACUGAAUUGUCCUCUCUUUCUUCACAGCCUCCAGCUCAUAUCAAUCUGGAUCCCAUGAAAAGGGAACAGUCCGAUCAACCACUGAAGUAUUCGGAGCACAAUGGGCUGAGCUCUUUGGAUUGUGAAAUAAAACCACAGACCCUAAGAGAUGUGUUGGAACACGGAAAUUAUGAGGUUGUACGAGGUGAUAUCGUUGGACACUUCGACGAGCUGACACCUGUUCCUGCACACUCAUCAGCUAAUCCAGAUUCCAUCAAAACUGAGCAUUCGGAUGAGUCACUGGAGAACUCAGUGAGCAGCUACCAUGGUGAUCAGCGCCCACAACAGGGAUCAAAUUCUGUCGAUUGUUCCUCUUAG
Molecule: messenger RNA, 453 nt
Organism: Cooperia oncophora
Lineage: Eukaryota; Metazoa; Nematoda; Chromadorea; Rhabditida; Trichostrongylidae
Source: the annotation of a GenBank genome assembly